Mytilus californianus (California mussel) is the source of this 3225-nucleotide messenger RNA. RefSeq names its product 60S ribosomal export protein NMD3-like. Gene Ontology annotation, biological process: ribosomal large subunit export from nucleus. Gene Ontology annotation, molecular function: ribosomal large subunit binding. Gene Ontology annotation, cellular component: cytoplasm; nucleus. The coding region runs from base 79 to 1599 and encodes 506 amino acids. The record is from RefSeq and is a predicted model, not a curated record. Lineage: Eukaryota; Metazoa; Mollusca; Bivalvia; Mytilida; Mytilidae. The transcript has 15 exons.
UUCCGGUCAAACGUCAUUUUCGAUUUCACCACAUGGUCACACUUUUAACAACUAAACAAUUGUUUUGAGUUUAUCGUAAUGGAAUACACGUUUGAAAACAAACCGGGUACAACUGGAUUUAUAUUAUGUUGUCAAUGUGGGACACAGAUAGAACCAAAUCCUUCCAACAUGUGUGUAGCUUGUCUUAGAACACAAGUUGAUAUAACAGAAGGUAUUCCCAAACAGGGUGUGUUGUAUUUCUGUAGGAAUUGUGAAAGAUAUUUACAACCUCCUAACCACUGGGUGGCUGCACAGCUAGAAUCCAGAGAGCUGUUAUCUGUUUGUUUGAAAAAACUUGGUGGACUUAAGACUGUUAGACUGAUAGAUGCAGGAUUUGUUUGGACAGAACCUCAUUCACAGAGAAUUAAAACUAAAUUGACAGUACAGAAAGAGGUUCUCAAUGGAGCAGUUUUACAGCAGGUGUUUGUUGUUGAAUUUAUUGUCAAGAAUCACAUGUGUGACGACUGCCACAGAGUCGAGGCUAAAGAUUUCUGGCGAGCCUGUGUACAAAUUAGACAGAAGACAAAGCACAAGAAGACAUUUUACUAUCUAGAACAGAUUAUUUUGAAGCACAAGGCCCAUGUGAACACAGUCAACAUAAAACCAUGCCAUGAGGGUUUGGAUUUCUUCUACAUACAACAGCAGGAUGCUAGAAAGUUGGUAGACUUCCUUAAUACAGUUGUACCAUGCAGAACUCAGACGGCAGAGGAGUUGAUAUCCCAUGAUAUUCACAAUAACACCUUUAACUAUAAACACACCUUCUCUGUGGAGAUAGUACCUAUUUGUAAGGAUAAUGUUGUGUGUAUGCCUCCAAAGUUAGCUCAGCAACUUGGAAACAUCAAUCCUCUGUGUCUAUGUUACAAAGUUACCAACGCAAUACAUGUUAUAGAUCCUAGUUCACUUCAGGUGGCAGAAAUAAAAGGCCCACAGUAUUGGAGGUAUCCAUUUCUAACUGUGUGUGAACCUAAACAGCUGUCAGAGUUCAUGGUGAUAGAUGUAGAAAUUGUGGCAGACAAAGACAAACCAAAUAAAACUCCUGUGUCUCAUAAGCAUGUUUUAGCCAACGUUUGUGUGAAUCAGGUGACCAGUACUGGACUAAGUGACCAGCAGUAUUUCUGUAGAACACAUCUAGGUCAUUUACUGCAUCCUGGGGACUCAGUUUUAGGGUUUAAUUUUACUAACUGUAACCUGAACCAUGCUGAGUUUGACAAAAUGAAAGCCGACAAAAUUCCAGAUGUGAUGCUGGUGAAAAAGAUAUUUGGAGACAAGAAUUCUAGAAAUAAAAAGAGGAAAUGGAAACUGAAGCAUCUCCAUGACGACCUUCAUGCAGAUACGUCUAGUAAUGAAAGGGAUUAUACUGACUUUCUUGAGGAUCUGGAAGAGGACGAAGCUUUUAGACGGAAUGUGGAUAUAUAUAAAGAUCCUUCCAAGCUUGCAGUUGAUGCAGAUGACACAGAUGAUGAAGAAUUGCCACAGAUCAGUCUCCAAGAGAUGCUUGAUGAUUUACAUAUCUCUACCGAUGCUACUGGGCCUGAUGGCGCAGACAUGAUGAUGGACUGAUAUAUUAAUUCAUAUUUUGGUUGCAAAAAAUUUUUUUGUUACUAUAUCAUUAAACACAAUUAUUCUAGAGGUUAUUGAUGCGUGAAAUUGGCAGAUUGAUUAACUCACAAACUGAAUAAAAGUCUGAAGGACUGUUAUGUUAAGUUUGUGAGUCAGGUGCCCAGUUAACACAUCAAUAAACUCUAGAAAAAAAUGUGUUUAAUCUACAUUUUUCUCAACACAAACAUUUGAUAUAAUUUUUCUGUCAUUUUCAACUUUUUUUUAAUCCCAGAGUUACAUGUAUGUGUAUGGAGCUUGACUAUAUAUAUAUCAGUAGUUUGACAAAAUAAUAGAUUGAAAAGAAACCAAAAAAAAUAUCUUAUGAACCAAUCACAAUCAACUAUUUGUAAAUAUGCAAAAUAUAGAAGAACUUUUUAAAUGUAAAUUGAGUAGAAGAGACAAAAACUGAAAUAUUUACCUAAUAAAGUUUGAAUUGUGGAUUCUCAAAAAUGUAUUUUUUCUUAGUUUAUGAAAGCAGAAUUAUUAACUGUUGAGCAAUCAAGAAGUUUUUAGUAUCAUAAGUUCCAGGCAGCUUUAAAAAAUGAUUGAGAUCUUUAAAUUUUUGUAUAACCUGAGUAAAAAUUUCUGUCUAGAUAACUGUAUUUUUUGCAGAGAAAGCUUGAAGUUAUUACAUUUUGAAAGUCAUUACUAUUUCGACAAGAAACCAACAAGUGUUUUUUUGCACUGAGAUAUUUGAGAAUGGGGUCAUACUUCUUGUCUGAAGAAUGUAUGUUAAUCUCUGGAUGUUUUUUUAUUUUUUGUGUAGAUGGUUUGCAUCGACGAAUACUCCACAUCAUCUUUUAUUCAUAAAUAACAUACAAGUUUACCUUUACAUUGAAAAAAAUCAUAGUUAACAAUUGAAAAAAGUGAAAUUCUGGUAUACUUAAAAUAUUUCCAUGACAAUAGGUUGUACAAAUUACAAAGUAAUUUUCCAGUCAUUCUGACAAAAAUACAUUUCCAUUGCUAUUAACUGUUAUCAGAUUAGAAUUCACACUUGUAUUUGACUCGUUUACUUUAGUAUCAACUAAUACAUAAUAUACAUGAUAUAAGAUUUGUAUCAAUGAAUUUCUGUUGGUUGUUUUUGCUCCUGAAUCACCAAUUAACAUUACAUUUAUGUUAUUGCAUAUUGAAGAAGUGCUUUAUUGUUGGAUUUUAGUUUUUUGUUAUUGAAAGUUUUUAUUUGAAAAUUUAUUAUGUGUAAAACCAUUGAUUGAUUGAUUGUGUUUAACACCACUUUCAGCACUAUUAGCUAUAUCAUGGAGGACAAUUUAUAUUUGGAGGAAGGUGGAGUACCUUUUGAGAACCAAAUGUAAAAAUAUUCAUUAAACUUAAUUUCAUCCUUUUCGUAGAUAAUGCAAUUGGCUAUUUCAGAUUUAAUGCAUUCUUGUAUUUGACUAAAUAUCCUAAAAAUAGAUUUUUCAAAAAUGUACCAAUGGGAUACCCAUGUGGGGAUACCAUUGACCAAUCAAAAUCUGGCAUUUUGACAUGACGUAUAAUAAUUUCAAUUACCAUAUUCUUAUUAUGAAUUUAACAAGCUUGAAAAUAUCAUGUACAAACAAAAAAUAUGUAAUAAACAUCUAUACCUUA